UUUAUGUCUUAGCUGCAAGUUGAAGGUUGGCUAUAUGCUGCAGAUGCGACAAUUUGUCGGCAAGAAGCUGUGGCUACGAAUUGUCGGCAACUUCCAGGAAGUCACGGUAAAGCGGUAAAAGAAAAGUUCGUUGGUGGCGUCUUUGGAGUGUAGCUUUGCAGAGUGAAGCCGGGGGGCAAAUUGCAAAAAGUGGAAACAUUUGGAAGUGCAAAAAGUUGUGUGGAAAAAUUUUCAGUCCCGCAAGUUUUAGCCUCCACAGAUUUUGCUGCCCUUAGUUGCCAAAGUUGAACCAUAUCCUUCCUUGACUCAUCGCAGAAAGCAUUCCCCCAUCACCAUUGCAGAACACCUUCAUCCUAAUUCCAAUCCCAAGCGAGAAAAAAUGGCUGAUGCUGCUGUUAGUGCUACUAUUCAGGUUGCAUUGCAGGCGGUUGUUUCCCUUGCCGGUGAUCAUGUUAAUCUGGUUCGUGAAUUCCCAACGGAGCUGGAGAGACUCAACAAAUCUGCUGAAAUGAUUCGAGGCUUCUUGGCUGGUGCCGACGAGCAAAUGCAUAGCCCAGUGGUGCAAAAUUGGCUCAAGCAGCUGGAAGAAGAGGUUUUCAAAGCUGACAAUGUGCUGGACGAGCUCAACUAUGAAAAUCUUCGUCGGAAGGUGAAGUAUCAAAAUCAACUCACGAAAAAGAAGGUAUUCUUCUGCUUUUCAUUCUUUAAUAAAAUUGGUUUUCGUUGGAGGUUGGGUUCAAUGAUCAGGGAGAUCAACGCGAACCUUCAAAGGAUCCAUCAGGAUGCCGAAGGUUUGGGACUGGCCUACAAGCACCAAGUUGAAGAAGCAUUCCCUACUAUUGCUGCUGGAUCCACAACAAGCAGACAGACCGACUCUAAGAUUGUUCGAAGUGAUGUCCUAGGAAGAGACGAGGAUGAAUCAAAAAUAGUUAAGAAGUUGUUGAGCGAAUCUGAAAGUGAUAGUAUUUCAGUUAUUUCCAUAACUGGCAUGGGUGGUUUAGGCAAAACAACUCUGGCUAAAGCCGUUUUCAACACUCCACAGUUUGAUAAUCAUUUUGACAAAAAAAUUUGGGUUUGUGUGGCUGAAAAAGUAGAUAGAAUCGAGGUGGUCUUCAAAAUGAUUCUAGAAUCGUCAACAGGAAGAAAGGCUGAAGUGGAUAAUAGGCAAGUAAUAGUUGACGGAAUUGAAACUGAACUUAAGGAAAAAAGAUAUUUGCUUGUUCUUGACGAUUUGUGGAAUGAUCAAGAAGGAUUGUUGGAUGACUUUUUCACCACAUUGAAGGCACUCAAACCGAAGAAAGGGAGCUGGUGUCUGGUUACCACUCGUCUGCAAGAAGUGGCAAUUGUUCUGUCUAGACAUCCGCAGAUCAAUUUUACUCGCCAUGAGCUGGGAAAGCUAUGCGAUAAUGAUUGCUGGUCCAUCAUUAAUAAAUGGGUAAAUGUAGGGGAAGAAGUACCAAAAGACAAAAAGGAGCGAGUUUUAAGAAGAUGUGAUGGUCUACCUCUGGCAGCAAAGUUAAUUGGAGGAUUGUUAUCUAAAAAGAGAAAAGAGGAGUGGCUAUCUAUUUUGGAGGAGAGCCUCUUGAAUCGAGGUCAGGGUGGGAUCGAGCAAAUAGUUAAGGUGAGUUUUGAUCAUCUGUCACCUGCACCGGUUAAGAAAUGCUUUGCAUAUUGCUCAAUUUUUCACCAAGAUACUGAAUUGGAACAAGAUCCACUAGUUGAGCUUUGGAUGGCUGAAGGCUUUCUUCAACCGGAUUCCCAAAAUGAAAGAACGAUGGAGAAAAUAGGAUGCGAGUAUUUGAGAAUUUUGCUGCAAACUUCCUUAUUGGAAGAAGUAAAAGAGGAGAGGAGAACAUGGUAUAAAAUGCAUGACCUUGUGCAUGAUUUUGCAAAAUCAAUUUUGAAUCGUAGCAGCAGCAAUCAGGACCGUUACCUUGCGGCAUCUGAAAGAAUGGUAGAAAACAUCAACGAAAAAUCAUCAGCAUCACUUCGCACAUUAUUUCUGGAGGGUGGCAUAGCUGAUGAAACGUUAUCAAAGUUCAAAUACUUGCACGUCCUAAAAUUGUUUGGAGCAGAUGCCAAAAAGCUGCCGAAAUCCGUUGGCAAACUAAUACAUUUACACUUACUUGAUAUUUCAGGUUCCAGGAUCAGAACUUUGCCAGAAUCUCUUUGCAAACUUUAUAGUUUGCAAACACUGAGAAUUGACAGGCUUGAAAAAGGUUUUCCAAAGGAGAUGAGCAAUUUGAUUAGCAUGAGACAUCUUCACUAUUUUGAUUAUGAUAAAGGACUCGAAAUCCAAAUGCCAUCCAGGAUUGGACAAUUGACUUGUCUUCAAACGCUAGAGUUCUUUAACAUAGGUCGUCAAGAGGAAGGUCGUGGUAUCCAAGAACUUGGAACCUUGCAAGAUCUUAAAGGCUCCUUGGAGAUCAGAAAUCUUGAAUUAGUAAAUGGCAAAGAUGAUGCUGAACUGGCGAAGCUAUCUAAAAAGCCAAAUCUGCAUCGGUUGGUAUAUGAGUGGCGCAAUAGGUAUUGGGGAAGUGAUAAUUGUGAUGAAGAUGUGUUGGAAGGCCUCCAACCUCACCCAAAUUUAAAAGAGUUACAAAUUUUGAAGUUCAUGGGUGAUCGGUUUCCACAAUGGUUCAUGAAUUUGACAUUGACAUCACUAGUGGAGUUGCGUGUGGCGGAUUGCACAAGAUGCAGAGAACUCCCUGCGCUAGGACAGCUGCCAUUCCUCCAGCGCCUCUAUUUGACUGGAUUGGAAAACAUAAGAGGCAUUGGGCUUUCAUUCUACAAUAUAAGUGCUGAGGAGGACGGCGGAUCAGAAGGUUCAAGCAGACAAACAUUCUUUCCAGCCCUUAAAAAACUCUCUCUUGAAAGCAUGAAAAAUUUGGAAGAGUGGAAGGACGCACACGAAAUGAUGUCAACCGCAGGUGAAGUACAUGUGAUGGAUGUGUUUCCCGUGCUGGAAAAGUUGUCUAUCAGUGAUUGCCCCCAGCUGACCACCAUUCCAACUCCAAGUCACUUCCCGAGUCUUGAUGUAUCGGAAAUCAAAAGGAAUUGCCAUGUUUUGCUGGCAGAAAAGGUUUUGAGCAAUAUAGCCAAUCUCUCGUCCCUUACAUUAAGUGGUAGUUUUCGUCAACGCUUCGAGUCUCUAAAAUUAGUGAAACGAUCAGAGAGCAGCUUGAGUAUUUAUGGCUGUGACAGUCUACCCACUGAUAUGCUUGAGCGACUGUGUCUUUUUCCAACUCUUCAGCAUGUAGAAUUGAUGGAUGCCGCUAAUGUAACAACAUUAAGAGGAAUGAGUUGCUCCGCUUGUCUUGAGAGAUUGACAGUCAUUCGUUGUUACAAUUUAUGGGAGUUUCCAGAACAUUUUUAUCAAUUUCAAGCUUUAGAGUACUUGAUGAUAUGGGGUUGCCCGAGAAUUAAUUCAUUUGGGUAUCCAAAUCCUAAAAAUUCAUUUGGACAGAAAGGCCUCCUUAAGUCUCUUGAGCGAUUUACUGUCGGUAGGUGCGAUGCAUUAACAAGAUUACCAGUGGAGAUGUUCGAGUCGUGUACGUCUCUCCGAGAGCUGAAUUUGUCCUAUUGCCGUAGUCUGGUCUCCUUUUCCCUUGAUUUGCGACGAACCCCUUCUCUCGAGAGCUUCUCAUUAUAUGGGUGUUCCGACUUGAUUACUGAGAUGCCUAGUGGAUUUGGCUAUCUUACCGGCUUAAGGAAAGUGAAGAUUGGGCCCUUCUCAGAUGACUCUGCAAUCGAAUUUGAUUGGGCUGGAUUAGCAUCUUCAUCAUCACUGCAACACGUGUCUUUGCAGGGAAUGCGUGACACGAAAUCUCUGCCACAUCAGCUUCAAGACUUGACUACCAUCACAUCACUAUCUCUAAAACGCUUCAACGCAAUCGAAGCCUUACCAGAUUGGCUUGGGAACCUUGCGUCUCUUGAAGAGCUAAUCCUCCGUAGAUGCCCAAAGCUUGAAUAUUUACCCUCCGUAGAUGCCAUGGAACGCCUCAAAUUAAGACGUCUGGUAAUUCGUAGUUGUCCUCUAUUAAAACCAAGAUGCACUCCUGAAAGCGGCUCCGAGUGGUCCAAGAUCUCUAAUAUUCCAGAGCGUGAAAUUGAUCUCGACACAAGUGACAGUGAAGCAGCUUAUGAAACAUUGUGAAAGGCUCGAAAGUGUGCUACUUUUCUAUUUUGUGAAUUGGAUUGACAAUAUUAUGGCCACAAGGGGAAUUGGUCCAAGUGUAAUUGGGCCUAAAUGCAGGGUGGUAUCUGCACUAAAUUUGUUUAGGAAGUAGAGAUUAUGCUCUUUGGACAAAGAACACCAAGGUUCCCGAGUUGUUCUUAUGAGAAUGUCAAGAGGGAGGAGUUAUCUUCACUUAUCAGUCAGGUUUUGAAGAUGGAAGGUAGUUAUCUGUGAUUUUUCCCACCAGAAUGCCAUAUGUUGCUCAGAAUGUGGAAAUGAAGCAUGCUGAAAACAGAGUGGCUUGUGCCAGGCUUGUAGAAAGUAGUAUGGAUUGAGAAGAAUUAGAGGGGAGCAAACUGGACGUGCUACCAAGGUACAAGACUUGCUUGAAGAAAACUGGACGUGCUAAUACUUUAGUUCCAGAGGUGACAAGAUUUGAUGGAAAGAAGUUAGACAUUGUAGACAGCAUUGGUGAUCAUUUGGACGACAUAAACGAAGCAUGCGAUUGCAGUGUCAGUCGUUCAUUUGGAUGGAAUCAAUUCAAAGUUUUGGUGCUGCAAUUGCAGCGGCAAAAAUUUAUACCUUCCCACUCAAGAACAAGAGGGACUCAUUAUGCAACUGUGCUGACAGUUAGUCAUUCCAGAAAGCAGUGGUUUCCAAGCAAAAAUGUAUGGAUGGUGAUGUGGUAGACAAUUGUUCUCUUAAGGAGUGAAGAUCAAUCUUCUGGGAAGCAAUAUGUGACAGAGUAGAUGAAGAGGAAGCAGACAUCAUCUCGUUGGAAAAAGAACAACAUGGUUCCCUGUCGUUUUGUGAGAAUGUCAAAAGGAAGAAAUUACUGUCACUCGGCAGGCAAGUUUCGCAGAUGAAGAUGGUCAUCAAUUAUAGUUAUUUUGCUCAUUAAUUUGCACUAGCAUUGAUGGAGGCUUCUCAAACAUCAUGUAGAAAAACUGAAAGUGUUAUGGUUCUGUAGUGCUCGGAAUGCAGAAAUGAAGGUAAUGAUUUGGCUAAACUUUUUGUUAGCCUGUUUCGAUUUUUUUUUUUCUUUAUCUAUCUUCUGGAAAUGUAAUUUGGUUAAGAAGAAGAGAAGAUUUGAUGAUGGAAGCUAGAUGUUGAAGAUAGCAGUAACAGUCAUUGGGAAAGCAAAAGCAAAGCAUGUAGUGGGAUGGCAGAAAUUCAAAGAUUAUGUGCUGCAAGAAUAUGUAUUCACAUGCAAGGGUUUCUAAGCCCUCGUUCAAAGGUUCAAGGAAGCACUGCCGCUAGAUCAUGCAAUGUCUUUCACAAUUGGACAAUGGACUAUACAUUUCCACCCAAAAAUAAGAGAGAUUCAUGAUGCGCUUCUGCUAACAGUUGAUUAUUCCAGGUGUUGAAUUUGUCAAGGUAAACUAACAUACAUUUACCAUAACACCUUGUUGGGUUUUAACUUAUUUUUUUUAUUUGAAUAGUAGAAUGUUAGAAAUUUUUAACUUAAAUAAGCAAUAAACAAGUGCUUUUCAAGAAUUUUUCAAUCUUGCAUGCACAGUCUGUCAAUCUCUAUCAUAUGCCAAGCAUGUUCAUGUUUUGCUUUUGAAGUCAAUUUAGUUCUCUAAUCAGUAUAGUGCUUGUGAUAAUCUGGUCCACAAGCCAAUUUAGUCCUUGGAUGUUUAAUUGCAUCUCUAGUUCUUGUACAUCAAUACUCUUUUGCUCCGGUUCGUGUAUUGCUCAGGUCCACACCUUGCAAAUUGUAUCUGUUGACGUCAUCGUCAUUUGACCAAAUCUAGUUCGCUUUAUCUAGUUCAUCAGUACUAUACUGUUAUUUGUCCACUCCUUUGUGUAUAUUUUUGGUUAUUUGUCAUCUCCAAUGGC
Molecule: messenger RNA, 6019 nt
Organism: Coffea arabica (coffee)
Lineage: Eukaryota; Viridiplantae; Streptophyta; Magnoliopsida; Gentianales; Rubiaceae
Source: RefSeq, a predicted model, not a curated record